AUGACAUUGUCCGAAGAGAGCUCUCCCAUCACGAAACAGUCUGAGGAAUGGACUGAAAAGGGUCUUGUCGCAGAAGCAGCACGCCAGCGUCAAUUUGAACAAGUCAAUGCUCGUCUGGGCAAGCUCGACUUUGAUGGCGUAGAGCCAGAACUUGGCCUUCACUUGUUGUCUCUCCAUUGGAACCGACAACACCAUUCGUUCCUCAUUACAUAUCGCCCGGCUUUUAUGCGGGACAUGGCUUGCAAUGGCCCAUACUUCUCGAAACUACUACUGAAUGCCAUAUACUUUAGUGCAGCAAAGUUCAGUCCACGGCACGAGCUGAGACGAGAACGCGAUAAUGUUCGUACCGCGGGUUGGCGGUUUCGUGAAAGAGUUCGGGAGCUUUUGGGUGGAGCACUCGACAGAAGUGACAUAACCACGAUCCAGGCUUUGUUGAUCAUGACCAAUUCACUCUUUGCGCUUGGCGACGAGCGCAGUGCUGCUUGGCUAUACGCCGGCUUAGCUUUUCGUAUGAUCGUUGAUCUAGGCAUGCAUGUGGAGUCGCCGAAGCUCACUAGCUAUCGUAAAUUCUCGGAUGAGGAUUCCGAGAUUCGAAGGCGUGUCUUCUGGGCUGCCUUUGAAGUGGUCGACAAGAUUCAGAGCCUGUACCAGGGCCGGCCUGUUACUAUCAAAGAAUCCGAUACUCUAGUACCUAUCAAGUUCCUCGACACUUUCGAAGAGUUUGAGCCCUGGACACCUCUUGCAUAUUCCACUCAACCAAGCGUGGCUUAUCCGGGUUCUCCAUCGUAUACGGUCUCUACAUUCCGAUAUUUUUGCGAGUUGUCGGUAAUCCUGAGUGACAUACUAAGCAGCAUCUACACAGAGAGAAGCUUUCAAAAUACCCCAGGAGAGCUUUCGGCCAAGCUAGAAACGAUCAAUGCAAGGCUGGCAAAGUGGUACGACACUCUACCUGGACAUCUUUCCGCUACUUCGCAGAAAGAAGAGAUAACCCCUCCACCACACGUACUGAACCUACAAGCCUUGUACCACGUUCUCGUAAUUCUUCUGCACCAUCCUUUCAUUACUGAUGGCCAUCAUUAUCACGCAUAUCGCAACAUCUCUGCAAAGUCUCUCAAGGCAUGCGCCACCGCCGCUAAUGCCAUCGUGCAGCUAGUACGAGCAUACGAUAAGGCCUUCAGUGUGAGGAGAGCUCCGUAUCUCAUCUCCUACGCAACGUAUAUGGCUGCAACAAUCUACGUGCGUAUCGCAGCAAAGAGGACUGCUGGAUCAGAUGCGCAUAGUAGUUUAGGGACUUGCCUGGCCGUGUUUAAUGAGAAUCAGCAGACCAACUCAGCAGUACGACGUGCCAAUGCACUGGUGCAGAACCUUAUGAAGAGACUUGGUGUGACGGUGCCGAACACCAGUCAAAUCCACAUCGACAAGAAUGUAGAAGACGGCGAACACCCUGACCAUAUGGCUGCGACUGAACAUGGGUCACUAAGCCAAGAGCCUGGCCUCCAGGGUCUCGACAUCGAUAGCAUCAUACAGAGCUUUGUCCGCGAAGCCGAGAGUCAGCAAGCAAACCGAACGACACUAGCUGGCUCUGUUGAUACAACGACGCAAUUGGACAGCGCCACUGUUGCGCCAGACAUGACAUCUUCCACUCAGCAAAACAACACUGGCGUAUUGCCGUACGACUACACUGCGACUUGGGGCCCUCCAGGCCAAAUUCAACCGCAGGGUGAGGGCAUGAUGUCUCUUGAUGAUCUAUUCUACGGCUUCAAUAGCUCUGCUCUGGACAGCUUUCCGGUUACACCCAUGCCAGGUUGGGAGACUUUAUGA
Molecule: messenger RNA, 1821 nt
Organism: Didymosphaeria variabile
Lineage: Eukaryota; Fungi; Ascomycota; Dothideomycetes; Pleosporales; Didymosphaeriaceae
Exons: 3
Coding region: 1-1821 (606 amino acids)
Biological process (GO): DNA-templated transcription
Molecular function (GO): DNA binding; zinc ion binding
Source: RefSeq, a predicted model, not a curated record